UCACCUACAGGAUAGAGCUAUACAGUAUCGCCCCCUUCUCGGGGUUAGGCUUUCCACUCCCGCGGUUAACAAUAUGCAGACAAUAGUUUUUUAUCUAUUGAUGCUAGGCGGCAGUUCAUUGCCAUGCACGAAAUUCCAAAUCUCGGUCGGGCUAGAUUUUUACUUAUAGGGGUCGUACGGACGCCGGGGCUGCGUGCCUUGCCUCACUUGCUUCUGCACAUCUCUACCGCCAAGACUAAUCCGCCGUCGAGAUGAAGUCGCUCACAGUCGUUCUCGCGCUCGUCGCGCACGCCCAAGCCGGCCUUCGAUUUGCUUGCUCCACCUUGACCAUCCAGCGUCUAGACCCCGUCGUCGAGUCGGGCAAGCUCCCUUCCGCGCAUCUUCACCACAUCGUCGGUGGAAAUGCUUUCAAUGCUAGCAUGACCGGUGAUGUCGGUGAGAGGGGUACCUGCACCACCUGUGAGAUGUCGGAGGACUUCUCCAACUACUGGACGGCCGUGCUAUACUUCAAGCACCCGACCAACGGCUCUUACCACCGUGUCCCGGUCAAGGCCAACGCCGCUCUCGCAGCCGGAACCACGGGUGGCAUGACCAUCUACUACACCCAACACGACUUCUCUACGGAUGACCUGAAGAACCAGUACAUCACAGCUUUCCCGCCCGGAUUCCGAAUGACCGUGGGCAGCCCGACCACGGAGACGUUGGACCAGGCCAAGGGCCACAUUGGUCUGCGCUACAACUGCCUGCAGAGCCUUCUCAACCGAGGAGCCGAGAUGGUCGACUUCCCCACCAGACCCUGCCCUGCUGGUAUCUUCACAGUCCACCACUUCCCCGCAUGCUGGGACGGCAAGAACCUCGACAGCCCGGACCACCAGUCGCACAUGUACAACACCAUCAAGUACGACGGCUUCACGAACGCUCCCCCGUGCCCUGCCUCUCACCCUGUUCGCAUGCCCCAGGUCACAUACGAGACCGUCUGGGACACGACCAAGUUCAACAGCCUAUGGCCCACCGGAACGCCUAACCCGUUCGUGUGGUCGUUCGAGGGCAGCAGCGGAUACGGCACGCACGCCGACUACAUGUUCGGCUGGAAGGGCGACUCGCUCCAGCGCGCGAUGAACAAGUCCGAGUGUUUCUACGAUGGAUGCGGCUCCAUCACCAAGCAGGCCAUGUCGACCGCCAACAAGUGCACCGUCAAGGACUUCGUCGGCGAGGACACCGAAGGAUGGGUCGACCAUCUCCCGGGUAUGGAGAUGUAGAGUGGAUUAGACGAUUCCUUUUCGUGACAGGAACUGCAAGAUCGUUCUUUGAUGUUAGGAGGCGCUGUGGAGGUGUCAGUUUGAUCGAUAGCAUGUAGCUACAUAGAUGCGACGAUUUCUAUCAGAUUACCAACGAUGAUUUUCGAGGUGUGAUGCAAACCUAGGUACUCGUGUAUGAACUGUGACCUUCUAUCGCUUCCUAAUGAUUAAGAUCGACGUUUAUCAGAAUAUGCGAUGAGUUGAAUUCGAAU
Molecule: messenger RNA, 1510 nt
Organism: Annulohypoxylon maeteangense
Lineage: Eukaryota; Fungi; Ascomycota; Sordariomycetes; Xylariales; Hypoxylaceae
Exons: 4
Coding region: 252-1259 (335 amino acids)
Source: RefSeq, a predicted model, not a curated record